Lymnaea stagnalis (great pond snail) is the source of this 39010-nucleotide messenger RNA. The record is from the annotation of a GenBank genome assembly. Lineage: Eukaryota; Metazoa; Mollusca; Gastropoda; Lymnaeidae.
UGUCACCCGAAAGUAAAAAUAUAUAACGAAACGAAACUAUUAGUGUAAAUUUUUAGGGUAUUUUCUACAUUUACAAUAGUCUCAGGAUUCGCUGACUGAAACUUAUUUUUGGGCUACUUUCUUCGUAAUUUAUUCAGUUAUAGGUAAUGAGUAAGACUAUAUUAGUUUUAUUUACAUCUAGCGGACACAUUUACUAGUACUGAUGUUUUUCUGCUAUGCAAGCUUCACAGAUCAAACAGCAACUUAUUGAGAUAUUCAAACAAAAUUAGUUAUAGUUUUCGCGAAUUUAUGCCCCGCCCCCAUCCAUUCUGAGCUUUUCGUCCCCUCUUCCCCAUCCUGUUUCUUUUGCUUUUAACUGUUGAAUCAAUAAUUUUACCAACGGCAGAUUUACGAAGUCGAACGGCUUGCAUAGUUAGCUUUUUCCGGUGACUCAUCAUCCAGUGUUUACUGAUUUUCUUUCUGUUUUAAUUAACACUUAUUAAAACAUAUUAUUAUCGUUAUUCGUUAGACUUCCCUGACCAGUGUGGGGGACUGUUUCAGUUUUAGAUUCAAGUCUCGAUUAGUAAAUUAGUUAAAAUACUCUUUUACUUUUAGACUCUUUCACUUUGCCAGGGAUGCUGGAUGUCAGUAUGUAGUAUGUUGUGAUUGUGAGAAUGUAGUGCAGUGUAAAGUGCCCUGUAAAUAGCAUUAAAAGGACAAGUGCGACUAGGGCUAAGGUAUAACUUUUCUAAAAUGGAGAAUGAUUCAGAAUCAAUUGUCAGUUCAAUAGCAGACUUCUAAUUUUCUGUGUAAUUUUUAAUCUUGCGAGCUAUUCUUCCUCUUGUUGACUCACUGUGUUAGUGCUAUGGAUAAUAUGUAGUAGUAAAGUAUAGUCAUAGUCUAUAGUUGAAGUGUUGUUUAGCCCCUUUGAAGAGUAUUUUUAUUAUGUACGUUUUGCAAUAAUAAUAAUGGUAUGUGAAAUAAUAUAAGAUAUUUUUAUUUAACUAAAUAAAUGGAUUUUUUUUUCAAUCAUCGAACAUAUUUUUUUAAGUCUUGAAAAAGUUUUUGGUUGUUCCUUAAAAUGUUCCUCAGGGCACCGGUCAAAUGAAAAUAUCACAAGGAACAGAGCACAGUAAACAAAAUUACCAGCACUAACACACCCAGCGGGUGAAUCUGGAUAACAAGUUGACCGAGACUUGUGACUUAUGCAACCUUGUCACCACAUGGCAUCAAGUCAUGUUUCCAUUCACAUGAUAAGCCUUUCCUCCGCCCCUCCAUGUCACGACCAAUCGCAGUGGACUUACUUCUCCUCUUUUCUUUCCCUUUUUUCCUGUAUUUAAUUUCUCACCAUUUUACUGUCACAAUUAUUUGCUGCCCUCUCAGAUACUAAUUGUCAUCUAACUGCUAUUUAAUUUAAUUCUGUUUGUUUGCUGAUGAAAGAUUCCUGCCGACACGUUCGUUGUGUUGCUGCGUUCAUUUUUUUUCAGGUUUUCCCAUCCUUUAUUUUCUAAUUUCCUUAAUCUCUUAUGCAUAUUUUGCUUCUGGUGUGUCAUGCUUCCUUUUUGAAACCGCCCUCCCCCCUACUCCACACGUUUUAUAUUAAUAGUAAUGAGUGAGAAAAAAAAAGAGGCUGUCAUGUGUGAUGUGUGAACUCAGGUAAAAAAAUUCGUUAUAAGGAGGCGACGGAUUAAUCAAUUAAGAAUUCAUGGGUAUAGUGUAGGACUAUUGUAAUUCAUGGGUGUAGUGUAGGACUAUUGUUUAAAGGGUGACAGAAAGGGUGGAGGUCUGUCUGUAGGCCUAUUUCUCAAAAUACCCGGACCCGGUGUAAAAAAACUGCACCUGAUUAUUAAGCCCUAGUAUUUACUAUUUUUUAUUAAAAUUCAAUGUAUUGUUUCUCUUUUCUAAUUAAUACUAUGUUCCAUUAGCUUGGAGAUUAUGUGCAAAAGUAAACAUUGUUUUCCAUGAAAGCAAAAAACAAUUGUUAGAAUGAACAAGUUUAUAGUAGUAGUAUGCCUUCCUAAAAAGCUUUGAUUGAAAGGCUAUACUUUGACAAGUUUGAAUAAUUCACUAAUGGGAAAGCCUCUUGAAGUAUUUCAUCCAGACACCUUUGUAGGUAAAUAGAAAUAAAUUGGUCAAAAUUUAAAUAACCUAUAAAAAAAAAAAAAAGAAGUAUGAUUUUAUUGGGUGUUAUUUCUAGUAUCUGCCUGGUUACUUUUUGUUUCAUAAAAAUGAAUUCAGAUUUCUAGGAAAACUUUGUUGCUAUUUUUUUCUUUCUAUUUGUCUCAUUUUAAAAUUGUUCUGUUAUUUUCAGUUUCUUCUAAGCAAAUAAUUAAAAAUUCUUGGAUCUCAUUUUUCUCAAAUGCUGUGCUGCAUAGCUUGUGAAGGUGAGUCAGUUAUCAAGAUUGCCUACAGAUUAUUUAAUUUUUUAUUAUUAUGAAAAAAAAAUGUAGAACUUCUUAUGGAAGUUCACUUUAAAGUAAUAUAUUCUAAUAGCGUAUGCCUUGAAUAAGUGAACUAAUAUAAUGACUGAAGUAUCUUUAACUAAUAUAAUGACUGAUGUAUUCUCCAAAUCUUGCGUUUAAAAAUUAUUAAGUUUUUAAAAAGUUUGUCCAUAUUUAAAAUCCCAGCACUGUCCUUUGUGUAUUUGUUAUGACAACAUGACUUAUAAAUGUAUCUCUGAUUAUAGAGUCUAAGUCAUAAGAAAAUGGAAGUCUUUGCUAAAUUGCGCUCAGCUAAGACUUCAAAAAGUUUGCAAAAUGAGGCAUCGGUACCACCCAGCAAAGAGGAGAUAAUCAAUGUCAUGGAAAGUUAUGCGCCAGAAAAACCACAGGAGAAACAAGGUAGAGCUUAUAAUUGUAUUUAGGUAUAAAUGAUCUUUUAAUUUUAUUUGUUAGUCCAUGUUAAUAAUUACAAUGAUUGGGAUAUGCUUUGUUUGUGAAUUCAUGUUGAAAAUUGAAAAAAUUUAACUUCCAAUUCCAGUGUAAGAGUGCUCAUCUUUGAAACAAUUAAAAUAAAAUUUGCCAGAAAACAUGAUCAAAGUGCUUUUUUAAAAAUUUAUGUAUAGUGUAAUGAAAAGUUAGCAUUCUGUGAGCCUACAUGAAAAAUCUUGAACUGAAGUUUUGCUAAAAAUUUAUUUAGUUGUUGGGUAACUAGAAAUAACCAGCCAAACAAUGACGAUAUCAAAUCGCCGAACUUUAAUCUAAUAAAGCUACUUUGCAAAACUUGCAUUCAGGUAACAGACUUUAUAAAAAAUCCCACUUUGUGCUAACUUCUGGGAAAUUUAAUUUGUGCCCCUGUUGCACACAAAGUUACAGCCAUACAUAGAUACCUAGAGAAUUAUUAUUUGUGAUUUUAUUAAUAUUCUAUUUAAUGAUACAUAAAAUUUUCUUUAAAUUUUAUGAUUUCUGAGGGAAACGUUAAUGAUAUGGAUAAGUUUGUAGAUAUACAUACAUAUUUAUUUAUUUAUAUAGCUAAUUUAUUGAUAUUAAUAAACUGAUAUUUAGAUAUAUUUAACUAUUAUAAAAUAAAUGGAUAUGGAUUGGUUGGUUCAUAAGGGCUGCAGUAUCAGUUUUUCCAGUAGAUUGUGACCUAAUAAUUUACUUAACUCUAUCAGCAGAAAACAAUAAUAACUCUGACCAGCUGUCCAGAGGAUCAAGUUUUGACACCAGGGCUGAUGGUAUGGACAGUCCAGUCUUGUCUGCCAGCCUGUCUCACUCGUACAGGUAAAGGACUGAUCACUUAGGUCAAUCAUUUGUCUCUGUCUGGCCAAUCCAAAUUUUCUAAUGGACCCGUUUCGUCAAAGAUGGCAUAAUGGGAGAUCAUUGACAAAUUGGUAAAUUAUUAGUUUAGGGCAGGGGCUCUUAAUCUGUUUGCAGCAAUGCAGCCCCAUCUCGAUUUCAAAGCAUGAUUCCUGCACCCAUGGUUUAAGCAUCCCUAGUUGAGGGGAAAUAAAGCAAGUUGUGACUUUGGCAGUAUAUGUACAUGAAUUAUGAAGAAACUUACCAGCAGAAACACAGUAAUGGAAAUAAUCAUACAUUUCUCAUUUAUUUGCUCUAGAACUGGCGGAAAAAAUAAAGAGCUUUUUAAAAAAGAGAAACAAGAAAUAAAUUUAGUAAUGGUAAUGACGUUAAUUCCAAAUAAAACCAUGAUUAUUGAAAUUUAUUUCAAACCCAAUUAAAGGAGCAGAUGAAUUUUAUGUCCACUGGCCCUAACCCUAAUACCUGAAAUCUAAUUUUAUAUUCAGGCCCCUUAGUUUUAAAUCAGGAAAAAAUGCAACUAAUAUUGAACUUAUCAAUCAACAAACAUUUUUGGCUGCACAUAAACCUCAUUUGUGAAUAUGUUUUAUGUUGUCUGUCAGCACUGAAUGGGAGAAACUGUUCAUGACCAAAGAUGUGAUGAACAAACUCAAGGACAAAGCCAUGGAAGGUGACUUGCGUAGCAGCAGGUUCCGAAGCUUAAUUUGGAAGGUGAGGUUAAUUGGUCUAGAGAGGUACUUUUUACCUGCUGUUCAAGUGAUUCAGCUAAGCUUUAUUUUGUUUUGUUUCUAGAAAUUAAAAUAAUUUUGUUUACUUUAUUUGGAAUUAAAUUAGGAUUUAACGAGGCCAGUUUGAAGGAUUUGUUUGAUGAAUAAUAUUGAAUGGCAAUGGGAUUUAUAAGAACUAUUUAAAGGGGAGGGAACCAGACUCUCACCACCAACUUGUAUUUGUCAUGAUGUGUUCAUUUUUUAUAUUUAAAUUCUCCUUCCAUAAUUUUUAUAAAUGUAGGGCCCAUUAGUUUUGAAGUAGUUUAGCCUUUUUUUUGUUGACUCCACUAUUUAUCAUGUGCUUGACUAGAAUACAGAGAGAAGCUCAGCAGGAAAAGAGUUAAAUCAAAAGACAAUAGGAACAUUAAAAGAACUUAGAAGACCCAUGAUUUCUAAAAUUAAUUACAAAUAGACAUAACUCAUGCACUGUUAAACACCUUUGUUAGGUGUUCUCCCCCCCCCCCCCCCCCAAACCACCACUUUUUAAAUCUUGCUCUAUCUUAUUUAUUAGCCAUUUAGUUAUGUAUGACACUUUUUUCCCUGUGCGUGAACUUUGCUUGAACCCUAGCACACGCUACAUUCAUAGAUGGGUGUGGUCUAUUCGUUUGAUGUAUCUUGUUUACUACCGGCUUCCAAUUCAACAUGGUUAGUAGGUCUACUAGUAUCUUGUCGAAGGUUCUCGAUUGUAUUAGAAAAGUAAGGGCGUUUCUAGACGCGUCGGUAGACCCACAUAUAUAAAUGAUUGACAGAGAAGACGGAGAUUGAUAUUUAACUUCACGAGACGUGUAUUAUUCUUUGUGUACUUAUAUGUGUUCAUUUGCAUUGAUCAUUCAUCAUUAUUAAUUGGCACAUUGUACUAACUGUGUUAACUGUGUACCGGUACAAGAUCUACCAUACUGUAAUUUGAUGAUUUAUAAUUAUAUUUCUUUUGUUUCGUGAUUGUAUUAUUACUAAAUUAAAUCUUACUAAUUGUAAUUGGCAACUGUUUUGGGUGUCGUAUUUUUUGUAAUUGAAUUUCUCUAUGGUAUCAUCCUUUGUUAGGCACCGUUUGAAUGAGCCAUAAAUUUAAAAUAGGAGAUUAAUUUCUCACAAUAGAAGGCAGUGCAUAACACAUUUAUUUAUUAUUUAAUUGUAUGUGGACAGCGUGAAGCCUGCAUAUAACAAGAAAUAUAAACUGUAAAGGAUUGUUGGUUGGAAGCAGAGGAUGAAGACUUAAAUGGAGAACAAAAUGACUUAACUUUUAUCUCACUGCAAGUGGUUGACUUGUUUUAAUCUGUCAAUAAUCAUUUAUUUCCGCCACUCNUAAGUGUUCAGGUGAUUAGAACUGAUGCUAAGUGUUCAGGUGAUUAGAACUGAUGCUAAGUGUUCAGGUGAUUAGAACUGAUGCUAAGUGUUCAGGUGAUUAGAACUGAUGCUAAGUGUUCAGGUGAUUAGAACUGAUGCUAAGUGUUCAGGUGAUUAGAACUGAUGCUAAGUGUUCAGGUGAUUAGAACUGAUGCUAAGUGUUCAGGUGAUUAGAACUGAUGCUAAGUGUUCAGGUGAUUAGUGCUGAUGCUAAGUGUUCAGGUGAUUAGUACUGAUGCUAAGUGUUCAGGUGAUUAGUACUUAUGCUAAGUGUUCAGGUGAUUAGUGCUGAUGCUAAGUGUUCAGGUGAUUAGUACUGAUGCUAAGUGUUCAGAUGAUUAGUACUGAUGCUAAGUGUUCAGGUGAUUAGUGCUGAUGCUAAGUGUUCAGGUGAUUAGUGCUGAUGCUAAGUGUUCAGGUGAUUAGUACUGAUGCUAAGUGUUCAGGUGAUUAGUACUGAUGCUAAGUGUUCAGGUGAUUAGUGCUGAUGCUAAGUGUUCAGGUGAUUAGUACUGAUGCUAAGUGUUCAGGUGAUUAGUACUGAUGCUAAGUGUUCAGGUGAUUAGUGCUGAUGCUAAGUGUUCAGGUGAGUAAAAAUGAGUUCUGACUAUCCAGCAUCAUUGUUGUAACAUUAGAAAACAGAUAACCCUGAAGUAUCUGAAAAAGGUGUUGAAUCACAGACUCUCAUUUCACUGUCCUUUGUUCAUGGAAAAUAUUAAUGUCUGGGAGUGUGGGCUGAUUACAAAUCUGGAAUAAACAACUCGCUAAAGCUUUUACAUGGAAGUUAAUGAUUUUUGUUAAUUUUUAAUUUAAAAAAUCUCUUUUAAAGUACACAAUGUAGAUUUUUUAUAAAAGCAAAGAAGUGUCUAUUCUUGAACUAUGUGUUUUCUCAGUUGAUUGUCAAUCCAAGAAAAGCUGUUGAUUCAGUGGACAUUACACUCAACAACCCAUUGUCUCAGGAUGAAGAGGUAUGUAGCAGUGACUAGUCUCAUUUCUCUAUUCUACUCAAAUCAGGACCUAUAUCACUUAGAAUUGUUUGCAUUAGGCAAAGAAAGUUUGUGCAGAAAAUAUUUUCAAAAAUUAAUACAAAUAAAAGAUUUAAGUUUCUUCUACAUUUAAUUCGAAUCCUUUAGCUACAUAGAGUGCCUUAAUACCUAUCUGCACAGUAUUUCUUUGACUACAUAGAGUGCGUAAAUAGCUAUUUACACAGUAUUUCUUUGUGUAAUGCAUUAAAAAAAAAUUAAAAUUAAUUUCUACUUUUUAGUGUGUUGAAACUGGUCUUUGAUAGCAAGUCUUUUACAAAAUAAUAUUUUAUUUAGCAUCAUUACAUUUGGAUUGUUUAUAAACACCAAACCAAUGUCUGUGUAAAUUUCACAAUGUAAAACACUUGCAUUUAUCUAGUCUGUUUCAACUAUCAGUUUAAAAAAAUGAAAACAUAGAAUAAUCUGCCUGAGGACCAAUGUUCUCUGGUUUGUUGAAGUGAUCACACCAAUUAAUUGUCUGUUUUCUCCACUAUUUGCAGAGUCCAUGGAACAAAUUCUUCCAAGACAAUGAGUUAAGGCUGACAAUAAAACAGGAUGUUAUAAGGACGUAAGUAGCUUUUGUUUUGUGUUUCUUGUAAUUGCUUUGUGUAACGUUUUAGAGUUAUGUCAACAAAAGUUUAUGCUGUUCAGGGCUGGAGAUAUUUUUACGCUUUCUUCCUUCCUCCAAAAAUUUAAAAUCAGGAAUUUCAAAAGUUAAACUUUCUCUUGGAUCCUGGGACCUGGAGCCCAGAAGGUGUCAAGGAGAUUUAACAUUGAACAUAUUAUGACCUCAUUGAGGGUAAUUCCUUUAAAAUGGCUACGUAAAUACAUGUCAAAUUACAUUGCUACCACUUCACAUACACACCACAUUAAUUUCACAGCAAAUUAAGGACAUUGCAUAUAAACAAAACAUUGUAGAAGUGUUGUUUUUGUGUUGUCUUAAGUUCACACAUAAGAUUUGUUACUGUUAUGUAAAGCAUUGGUUGUCAGUGGAUUACAUAUUGAGUAGAGAGAAUUGGCAAAGAUAAGGCACUAGAGAUGCAAAGUAGGAAAGAGAGGAACAUGUUCUGAGUUAUGGAGAAAGUGUUAUGGUGUGCAAUAGUUUUUACUCAUAAAGGUAACGGUAAAGAACUGAUUCAUUAGAUAACUAUUUUUAUGCGAAUAACAACAGCACACAAAUUAUGACUUAACUCAGUCAGUAUUUGAAUUUUCUGACUCCUCCUCUUGGGGAAUUAAAAAUUAUUGUUUGCCAAUUUUUUUAAAUGAGUAAGUUGAAAUAUGUUCGAGGGCUCAAAACAUUAAGCUGCACAAAUUGUGUUUUGUUAUCCUUAAGAUGACAUGGGAUUUACUACAGCCUAAUCUUAAUCAUUAAUGCAGGGAGAUAGGAUUUAAUGUUGUCAUGAGGUCAUUAAACUAAUGUAGGAUUCAGCCUUGUGAGAUAAGAUUUUAUGUUGUCAUCGAGUCAUUCAAUUAUUGUAGCAUUCAGUCUUGUCAGAUAAGAUUUUUUUUACACCAUAGAGUCAUCAAAAUAUUGUUUUGUUAGACUUAUCAGAUAAGAUUGAAUGAUGUCCUGGAGUCAUUUGUAGGAUUCAGUCUUGUUUACAUGUCAACAUUAAUACGUAUCUAAUGGUACUAAAAAUCAAAAUUGUGUUUUUCCUUUUCAAUAAAAAUAACAAUUAUUCUUUUUAUACUUAUUUUAUAAAAAAUUUGAUGAUGAAUCAUUUCCAUCCAUUAUUGAUGUUGUGAUGUUGUUUUACCAUCAGAUUCUAUUUAUCUUUGAUUACAACUUGUGAUGGGGUAUUAUGUUUUCUGCAUCGCUAUGUAAUUACAGUUAGAAAAUUGAAACUUUGCUUAAUUGUAUACUUUUAAACAUACAUAUUUAGGGCUCAUUGUUCCCCAAAAUUUCUUACAUCAAUAUCUAGGAAUCAGUUGUACAGUAUCAAAGUAUUUUUUCCACAUUUUUUUUUUAAUGAUAAACUGAAUGUGGUGUAACAGACUCACCCAAAAUAAAUUUGUUUCACAGCACUGUCUUUUGUGCAAACUUCUUUUUAUUUGUUUGAGAAAGGAAAACUAAAUUGUUCAAUCAACAACUGCAUUUAUAUUUCAUAUUUUCAAUAAUUUAGUUCUUUUUAUUUGUGAAUGAGCAUUGUCCAAUCCAAAGAAUCUCAAAACAAUAAAAAAAAAAAAAAAAAAAAAAUAAAAAUAAAAUUAACUCUAAUUUUUUUUUUUGUUUUAAUUUUUUUUUUUUUUUUUAUAAAUUUUUUCUUUUUUUUUUUUCUUUUUUUUUUUUUUUUUUUUUUGUUUGAGAAAGGAAAACUAAAUUGUUCAAUAAACAACUUCAUUUAUAUUUCAUAUUUUAAAUAAUUUAGUUCUUUUUAUUUGUGAAUGAGCAUUGUCCAAUCCAAAGAAUCUCAAAACAAUAAAAAAAAAAAAAAAAAAAAGAUUAAAAUAAAAUUAACGCUAAAUUUUUUUGUGGAAUAAAUUUCUUGACAAGAAGGCAAAAAGAUCUCCCUUUCUACUCCACUUCUUUUUAUUUACAUUUUAGAACAUUUGGGAAACAUAAUUGGAAACAGUGGUUCGUCCGUUAUUUCUUUUUACUGGGGUUUUGUGACCAUAUUUUUAUUUCUCUCAUUGUUUCAAGUGCUGUUGUUUGGAUAAUGUUGUCUAUAGUGAUGGUGAUGGUCAUGAUUUUUCUUAGUUUAAUAUAUUAAUGACAUCAGUGUAAACAAUACCUGGUGGUUUACAAGACUUGAAUUCUGCCAUGUAUAAUUCUGCAAUAUUAUUGUAGACUUUUAGAAGUCCAUUACAUGGCUGGGCUGAAUGAAGAUCUAUUUUCCCAACAUCUGGUUAAAACUGCUUUUUAAAAUUAAAAUGAUAAUCCGAAAUGCAUGGAUUUUGAUUAUUAUUUAUUUGUACCCCUCUUAUUUUUUUAAGGCAUUUUUUACAUUGUAGACUACCCUUAUGAAAAAAACAUAAUAUGCAUUAAAAAAUCAAUUGUUUUUCUUUGUGCAUAAAUAUAUAUGAUUGGAUAAAGUAAAAUGGGAUCUUUUUAAAAUUAUAUUUUAAAAACAAAAAGAAAAAAAAAUUGUUGUGUUUCUAUUUUUAUUAAAGCUGAACCUUAUUUUAUACCCUGUGAAGAAAAUAUAUUUUUCUCCAAACUUUACUUGCGUGAUCAUUAAAUUGUGUGAUGUAAGGUAUUUGGACAGAGACAUGUAUUUAUUUAUAUUUUUACUCUCAACAUAUUUCUCCACCCUUAUUUUUUAUAAUCCUUAUUUUCCUAUUUUCAGAAUAUAGAGUCUAAAACUAUUUUCCGUGAAAACCAAUAGAUUUAACACCUUUAUGUGUGCUUUAAAAUAAUAUAAAGCAAUCAUUUAAUGAUUUGAAAAAUUUAAAUAGCUAAAUUAAAGUUGAAACAUGAUUUAAUUUAAUAAUAAAUAAAUUGACCUAAAUAAUGGAAGAGUUUUUUGAUGGAUCCCUUUGAUUCAUUUUGAUUAUUUAAUGUAAAAUUUCAAUAUUUAUUCUGUUUAUAUUUUUUAUAAUUAUAAUCUACUGUUAUUGCGUGAAAAAGAAGUAUGAGAAGUGUAUAAUAAUAUGGAAAAUUUUAAAAUACUUAUGUUAUCCAUUCUGAGCACUCAUGAUAUCCAUGGAAGCCAUCCAAGGAAACUCAUAUGGCAGCUUUUUAAAUUCAAUAUAUACCUUAAAACAUGUGCCUUAACACUGUUUUGCUUAGUGCAACAUUUUAAACUAUUUACAUCCUUGUACCAGCGUUGUUUUAAAAAAAUGAGUAUUUGUUGAAUGAGGGACACAUAAUUAAGAGAUUUAUAAAGCCAUUAAAACUAGAUUACACUGUUUUAAAUUAAAACAAACAGAGACACGAUUUUGCCAGAUUUGACCUGAUUUGCUCUGUGUCAUUUUCCUGACUUAACUUAUGUUCCUUCUCUCAGCUACCCAAAGAUUGAAUUCUUUCAGUCUAACCAACUAAGGAACCUUAUGGUUGACAUUCUCUUCAUUUUUGCCAAGGAAACCCCUGAGCUCUCCUAUCGACAGGUGCUUUCCAUUUUCUCACAUAUGUUCUGUGUAGUGAUUUGUUCCUUUCUUCAAGUUCUUGCAGCCAAAAUCUUGCCAUUGUUUCAUAAUCACUUUCUGUAUAAUUCUUCUAAAACUUUGUUAUAAACACUAAAUGGUUUAAUUACUUAAAACUUGAAAUCAAGUCAGUAUUAAAUUUAGGAAGUUAAUUCAUAAAAAAAAAAAAUGAAGAUAAUCUUUUAAUUGCAAAAUAUUUCAGUGGCAUUUUUCAGGAAUUAUUUGAAUUGACUCAGACAAAAUCCAGAUAGAUACACGAAUACAGUUUAUCCUUAUGUAAUACAAUGACCAGAUUUUUGCAUGAAACAAGUUCAAGGACAUAAGCUAUUCAUUGACCUUUGCUUGUGUUAUUUGUACUUUCUUUUUCUAUGUCACUUUUGUUUUUUUUGUAAAUUUUGACAGUAUAAAUUCAACCAUUUUAGUUAAAUGAGCCGAGUAUAGUGUUUAAUCACAUAAAAAUCUUACAGAUUUAUGUUCAUUUUAUUACAGACUUAUAACAAAUUUUAUAGCAGAUUUAUAGCCAAUUUUACAAUAGAUUUAUAGCCAAUUUUAUUACAGAUUUAUAGCCAGUUUUAUAGUUUUAGCUUAUGAUGAGGAGGGUUAUGGAAAGGGAUAUAACUUUUAGUUGAUAUGAGAUUGUGUGGAGUGUGUUCUCGUAGAGUGUGUUCUUGUUGAGUGUGUACUUUUGGAGUGUGUACUUGUGGAGUGUGUGCUUGGGAAGUAUGUGUACUUGUGAAGAAAGUGUACUUCAGUAUCCGGUGGUGUAUAUAAUUUGUGUUUCAAAGUUUGCUUUAGUCAUACCCAGUUGCUGCCCUUAAAAGUUAUCAUAUUACAAUUAUUUUUUACCUUUUGUUUUCAUAAAACCUUUUUGGUUAUUUUCUCUUCUUGCUUUUCACAAAAUUUUUUCCACCCUCAAAAUAAAUUUCUUUUUAUUUGUUUUUUGUAUGUUGUGAAAUCUAAUUAAUCUCCCUUUUAUUUCAAUGCUAAAAUAUUUUCUGAAUUUUGCAUGAGAUGUAUAAAUCCUUUAAUUUUCCCUUAUGUUUUCUGUGACCUUGAUUUAAGAUUCUAAGUGUGAAGUCUGACCUACACUCUCCAACAGGAUUUCACACAGCAGAAUGCCAUCAGAAUUAGCCAUCAAACAAUCAUCCCCAAUAUUAAUAAAAUAAUGGCACAGCCAUGUGAGCAUUAUUUAGAAACACACUCCAUCAGCUAGUUAUAAAAUAUAGUCAGAAAUCUAUCCAUAAAAAUAGCUGCAGUGCUGGCCUACAAAUCAAUAAGAAGCUAGACUUCAAACGUAUUGAAACAAGUACUUCACAUUCAUAUUUUUGAAAAUGCCUUAUCAACUGCCCACCCCCUCCAAUAAAAAAAGUUAUUAUAGCUUUAUAUCGUUUUAAGGCUUUGGGGGGUAAAUUCUUAUUACAGUAUCCAAAAAUAAGAAUACAAAUUCUUGCCAAUGGCUUAUAUUAUCAUUCAAAACAAACACAACAGCAUAUAUAUCCGGUGUUGAAUUAUGCAAUGCUAUAUUGGAAAUGCAUUCAUUUUAAUAUACUUGUUAUAUCUUCAUCAUUCUUAAAUUGUGUACAUCUUAAAAAGUUUCUUUCACCCUUUCAAUUUUGUAACAAAUUAAUGAUACCGCCAUGUUGUAUUUGUUUAAAUUAUUUUUUGUUGUCUGUGCUACUGUAUUGACCUAUAAAAAAAUGACAUUUAUGUCCUGCAAAAAUUAACUAUUCGCAGUCCACCUUUUGGGAAGAUCAGACUUUGCCUAGGCAAAAGUUUUUUUGAAGUUGUUGAACUUGAAUUCUUGUAUAUUUCAUUUGAUUGUACAAUUUAAUAAAAUAUUUUUACACAUAUUUGAAGCGCUAUGUAAAUAAUUAAAAAAACCUUUAAAAAAAUAAUCCAUUUAUUCGAAAGUGGGUUUCUUGGAUAUCAGGGUGAGAGCCAAGCCUAAUUAUUUGAAUUUUACAACACUACUAAUAUUUCAAAUACUUGCAGUUCGUUUGCUGGGUAAUAGUGUCUCAUCUGCCUUUCAGAAAUAUUUUGUUCUGUUCCUUAAGAUUUACAUAUUUUAUCAAAUAUGUGCACUUAUAAUUGGAAGAGCUAAUGAAAGAUUUCAUAGUUAACUGGCAUUAGCUUUGUAAAGAUGGCAAACGGGGCUGAGCAGAAUUUAUGAAGCAGGGCUCUAUCUUGUUAAAGUCACUAGUAGUUAACAAUACUAAAAUUGUUUGAGACAUUUAUGUUAGUCAAUCUAUUAAUACAAAUUUCACACAUUUUUUAUUUCUAGUGGGAAAUGUCUCAAGGAACAGUGUCUGAGUAGACAUAGUUCUAGUAUGACUGCAACAUUGCUCCACAGAAACACAGUUUUAACAUAUUUUUAGAAAUGAUUACAACAUUCCUUCACAUAACUACUCAGUUUUGAAACAUUCCUAGAAAUAGUUGCAACAUUCCCUCAAAUAACUUCUCAGUUUUAACGUAUUUCUAGAAAUGGUUGCAACAUUCCCUCAAAUAACUUCUCAGUUUUAACAUAUUUCUUGAAAUGGUUGCGACAUGCCCUCAAAUAACUACUCAGUUUUAAAUUUGUUGAAUACUGUGGACUUGUCUAACAUGGAUUUCUCAUGUACAGGCCAAGUACAGAUUUUUGUUGUUGUUGUCUGUAGAAAAACAUAUGAAAGAUGUGUUGUUGUAGUGUUGCUAGCACAAGCAGUUCUUGAAGUAUUCGUCCUAUUCCCCAGUAAACCACCAGUGUGGUUAAUGAUUAAACGAAUUGAGCCACAUUCACCAACUUGAAGCGCCUAGGGAUUCCAUUUCUGUCUAAGGGUUACCUCUGAAACAUAUACAAUAUUUUAUGGCAUACGGUGCACACCAUAAUUGUUGUAUGUACAGUUUAAAACUUACCUUGAACAAUGUUUAUUGAUAAUAGCUAGAAAAGCAAAUGACUUAUGAUUGAAACUGAAAUAUGUUUUGAACUAAUCCGCAAUUCAACAAAACAAAGUAAAAGCAAUCAGAUUGAUUCCACACAGAUAGCCAACUGUGGAAACUAUUGCAGUCAGGAACUGUUUGUGCAGUGCUAUUGUUGUUUUCUUAUUGAUGGCCUUAUUAGCUUUUCCCCCAUUUUUUUUUUUUUUGUAUUCUUUAUUCAAGUUUCCCCGAAGUUGAGUUCUUCAGAGGAACCAAGAUGGGGGACAUGAUGAUAGAUAUUCUCUUUUCUUAUUGAUGGCCUUAUUUGCUUUUCCCCCUUUUUUUUUUUUUUUUUUGUAUUCUUUAUUCAAGUUUCCCCGAAGUUGAGUUCUUCAGAGGAACCAAGAUGGGGGACAUGAUGAUAGAUAUUCUCUUUUGCUAUAGUCGUGAGUGUGCCACUAACUCGUACAAGCAGGUUGGUCUUUCAUAUGACCUUGGUUGUGGGUUGUUUAUGCAUUUUUGUAUAUAACAACUUGCAGAAGAUAAAUUGGGUUGCCUUAAAAUAAAAUCAGCAUACAGUUCUUAAGCUUGGCAUAUGAAAAAGCUUAGCUUGCUUCCUAAAAGACUUUGCAGUAAUAAAAUUUGCUUUUAUAACAUUAAGUAAAAUAUUGGCUAAGAUUAAAUGCAAUGUAAGGAAAUGUGUUAGUGCUGUAUUACAAACAUAAAGUUAGGUAAACAAAUGUGUAAGUGAUGUUUACAGACAUAAAUUUAGGUUAACAAAAAAUGUAUUUACUAGAAAACAUCUUCCAUAUAUAAUGAAUCCCAUUGGGAGGGGUGGAAAGGGGGGCAGUGUUAAAAUGACUAAAUGUAUAAAGCUAUUAAUUUAUCAUAUGAAAACUAAUUGUUUGAGUUCUUACACAAAGAUCAGUUGAACCUUACACUUUUUUUAUGUUAUGCCCAGAAGGCAGAUAAUAUUAUUUAUAAUAAAUCUCCAAGAACGAUUAAAACUCAAGCCUUAACUAUCUUUAAAUAAUUUUUAAAAAAAUACAUGUGUGUAUGCCUGUCCAAUAUUGAUGUACCUUUCCAAUGGGGCUCAUAGAAUGGAGAAAUUCUUAAGACGGCUAACUUUAUUUGUCAGGUUAAAAAAUUAUACACCACAGGCUUUCUGUAAAAAAGGAUUAUCAUGUAACGAAAAAUAAAUGAGUGUUAAAUGUAGUAAGAAUUUUAAAAUUAAAAAAUAAAAUGGAUAAUUUUUAAGGGCAUCAAAUGAACUGUUAUCAUUCCUAGAACAGAUUUCUAUCUAAUGUUCUAUAAGCUUGCUCAAAACAUUUACAUUUUAAAGGAGAAAUCACAAUGUCAUUUUCGAUUUAUUUCGUUAUCUUAUCCUGAAUCACAUGAACAGACCCACCAAAUUUUGAAUUCCUCUAAUUUGUUCAGUGACCCACAUUCAUAAUGUCCCUGUAAUGGAGAUUCUUUACUAUUAGUAAAAUUGAUCUUCCAACCAACCCCCCCACCUCCACCCGAAACACCCCUUACAAAUUUCUGCUCAGCUUUCUGUAUUGGCUUCUUUUCCUCACCUCCCAACUUUGCUUUGAUGGGUUUUAAGCUUCAACUAUUGUGUUGUAUUUUUAAUCAUACAUGUGUUUCAAAAAAAAAUUUAGUUGAUGUAAAGUACUUUUUUAAUGACAACAUUGUGCACUAAGUGACCAUAAAUACAAUUUUAAGGAAGAAAAAGUUCUUUAAAAACUUGACUAGGAUAUUUAAACUAAAAUUAUAUUUAAACAAAGUAAAAUUGAUAACAAUGUUGAACCUCAUUAAAACAAAUUUUGGAACUGUUGAGCACUUCUAAUGUAAUAUGGUAGUGACCUCCCUAACUUGAAGAUAUAAUUUGUAUAUUUUACUGGUCUGCUGACACAGUAAUUAGAAAUGAGAAAAUUUAAAUUACUAAACAGUGUUUUUAAAGCUAUGUGUCUUAUUCAUUCAUCUCUCUUUCCCAACGCUUUAUGUGCUGGUUUCUUUUGGAACCUGGGCUCAGGUAAUUAAUUUGAUGGCUUUACUUUCAUUACACCUGAUUUCAUUUAAAAUUUUAAUAAAGAGUUCUUUGAACCAUCGAUAACAUGAGAGAACAAACAAAAAUAAAUACAAACAUGAAAAGCUAGGAAAGAGGGAAGACUUUCAGAUAAAUAAAGGAUUGCGCUUUUUUAAAAUACUGUCUCAGGCUGAAGAUAAAAACUGUUAUUAAUUUUCCUGCUUUUUAAUUAACCUUAAAGAGGGUAACAAAGUAAUUUAAAUUAUUAUUUUAAAAUUUCAAAUGUAAAAGCAAGCAAUUUGGCUUUUGAUUAUAAAUUAAAAAUUAAUUUUUUAAGCUUAACCCUAACCCUAACCUACAUUUUUUAUGCCAUGUUUAAAGUUAAGUUCAGGGGACAUAAUUUAUGAGUUCAGGGGAAAUAAUUUUUUUAAAGUUCAAGUUUAAGGGACAAAGAAUCCAAAAUAGACUUAAUUCACUCAAGUGUAAGACACUUUAAUUUUACAAGACAUUAAACUUGUUUUUCAAGUAAACAAUUUUAAACAACUUAUUUGUUUAACAUAUUUGUGUAAUUAAUUCAUUUUUGUCAUAAAUUGAUGCCAUCUACUUAGCUGACUUAUGUUUGACCCUCAUCAUUUCAGGGCAUGCAUGAACUUCUGGCACCACUGAUAUUUGUGCUUCACUGUGAUCACCAGGCCUUUCUACACGCAUGUGAGAUAGAGUCAGUACUGUAAGUUAUAGUAUUAAUUUUCUAUCCAUUUAAGUGAGUGAUGUUUUAUAGUGAGGGUCGUGCUGUAGUGAGUUAUAGCUAUUACAAGGGAUAUUGUUAUAUUAUUUGAUAUUUUUAAAGUGUGGGGUAUUGUUAUAGUGUUUGAUAUUUUAUAGUGUGGUGCUAGAAGGACCCGAGUCUAGUGUCAGAAUUUAUCACAUAAAUGGAAAAAAAUAUAUUUUAUAUGAAACUGAGGGCUGAUUAUCAAUAGGGAAAGAUGUGCCCAGAGCUUUAAGGCCAAAGAGCCUUGAAAGGCUUAAGUAUUAUUAUCUUUAUGCUAAUGGAUGUGCACAGGGGACACAAAGGCCUUAAUCCAACCUUGGCUAAAUCUGCUGAUAAUGGUGACAAUCUAUUACCAGCAUUCAAAAAAUGAAGUUUUACAGUAAAAAUCUUCUAAACAAAUUAUUUUAAAAAAACAAACUAUUCUUUAUGUUUUUUUAUAGACAUUUAUAAAGAUAAUUAAAUAGGAUAAUUUCCAUAAAACUAGGUUCUUAUAAUCAUAGCCAAUAACCUUUUAAAAAUGAAUGGUCACUUUCUUUAUUACUUGUUCAUAAGUAGUUAAAAAAAUAUAUAUAUUAGUUCUCUUCACUGAAAUCUUGAGACAUUACUUUAACGCUGGGAAAGUAAUUACUCAAAAAGUAAUGAAAUAACUAAUACAUUUGGUGAAGAUAAAGUGUCUUGUGUUAACUAACCAGUGUGCACAACUAUAUUUAUGCUUUGUAUUUCCUGAUAUUCUGGUGUGUUUUCUUGACAUCGUUGAAAGUGGGGACUAACUAGCUUCUCUAAACGGAAAUUGCAUAUUAUAAAUAUCAUUUGAUGAGGGAUACAGUUAGGAACAUUGUUCAGAUAAAAAUUUGUUUGUUUGUUUUUUUAAAAUAAAAAUAUCACAUGUGUAAAGCUCAAGGGUACUUAACAAAUAGAAUGAUCUAUUUUGUAUAUAAAAAAAGAUCUGUCACCAGAUAUUUUUUUUUAUACAUACGAAAUAGAUCAUUCUAUUUGUUAAGUACCCCUGAGCUGUACACAUGUGAUAUUUAAAAAUUUUUUUUCAUUUAAAAAAAAAUAAAAUAUAUCACAUGUGUAAAUCUCAGGGGUACUUAACAAAUAGAUUGAUCUAUUUUGUAUAUUAAAAAAGAUUUGUCACGAGAUAAGUUAACCCUAAACUGUCUAAUGAUAAAUUCUGGAUAGUAGUGUAAUUAUAACCCAUUUGAUUGAAAGUGAGGCAUCCAUGUACAUAAUAAAUAGUGGACCGUUGCUAAUUUUCUUUGAAUGUGAAGAUUGCCAUGAAACGUUUAAGUAAGUUGAUAAAGUUGAUGAUACAAAGUGCUAUGCAUUUCUCACAAAAACAUGAAAACUUCUUUAAUUAUCCUUCAUGAUUUCUCAUCUUCUUGCCCUUUCACCAUUUGUCCGUAAUAAAUUAAUACAAAUCUAUAUAAUAAUAAUAAUAAUUAGUGGUCUUUUAUAGCGUGGUACCCCAGCCUAGGACUGGGCUCACCGUGCUGUACAUAAAAAUGUUAUCAAAAGAGACAUAAUCAUGACAUUAAAAUAAAAUACAAUGAAAUGAAGAACAGCAUGAACCCCAGGACUUUUACAAGGCAAACCGUGGACGGCAGCCAACAAAAUCAUUUAUCGGUCAGAGGAGGGGAAUCAAUCAGGGUAGUAUAGUUUAAAGAGAUGUGUUUUGAGUGCAGUUUUGAAUAUCUCAAAGUCAUAAAAAUAUAGACAAUGUUUUGGAACUUAACAUCGUAAAAAAGAUGUUACAAUAUUAUAAAAUAGUCUUACAAUGAUUCUCCAUUAAGAAGUUCAUGAUCAUACGAAAAUUGUGUUAAAUUCUCGUGUGGAUUUGAUAAGAUUGGCUGAAUAAAUUUGUUCUUUUUUUUCAGGUAACUUGUCUGAACAUAAGAACUUUCAAAAUUUGAAAAUAUUUGCAAGUUACUUAAGUCUAUCGUUAUUUUUAACAAAUGAGAGACAGAGAAAACUAAUCUUAUAGCAGUAAAAUGUAUUAUAUAUAUUAUUUAAUUAUAUGCAUUUCAACAUUUCACUAAAUGAGGUAACAUUUCAACAUUUCACUAAAUGAGGUAUCAUUUCAACAUAACCAUUUGAAGGUCAUCUAUAUUUUAUCUGCCUUUAAAUCAGUGGUUCUCAACCUGUGGGUCGCGCAACCCUUUUACGGGGGUCGCGUAAGACCAUUGGAAAACACACAUUUCCGAUCUCGAUGAUCCUAGAAACUGAUUGAUUUAGGCAAGCUAAAAAACCAGUCACAAAUUUUCAUUAUAAUUGGAGACGAAUUUUUUAAGAAACUGAGUGCAAUUUCCUUAUCUAAUGACACUGUCCGCAGAAGAAUAGAUGACAUGUGUGUUGAAAUUCUUGGUCAGGUAAUCAAGGAAAUUAAAUCUGCUCCCCCUUCCAAUAUUGAGUAUCCAGCUUGAUGAAUGUACAGACGUUGCAAACUGUUCACAGUUACUAGUUUAUGUGAGGUGACUUUAAUGAUGAGUUUCUUUUUUGCAAACCUCUUGAAACCCCAACUACUGCACGUGACGGAUUUGACACAGUUGGUUUAUCUCUGAAAGAUCACAAGAUCUCUUGGGAAAAGGUUUGUAGUGUUUGCACAGAUGGUUCUCCAGCUAUGCUAGAAUGUAGCUCUGGAUUUCAACAUUUGGUACUGAAUGAGUCACCAAAAGUCAUCAGAACUCACUGUAUGAUUCAUUGGCAAAUAUUAGCAACGAAGACGCUUCCACAAGAGUUACAAGAAGUAACUUAAAGUGUCAUAAGUUCUGUUAAUUUUGUAAAGGCGAGCACUUUAAACAGUCAACAGUUUUUGCAACUGUGCAUCAAGUUGGAGGCACCGAACAAUGCUUUGCUUUUUCACACUGAAGUCAGAUGGUUGUCGAGAGGAAAAAAUGUAAAACAUGUUUUUUAGCUUUGUGAUGAACUCAAAACUUUUUUUUAAUCAGAAAGCAAGACUGUAGUACAAAGCUCUUUUUAGUGAUAAAAGUGAACUGCAGAAAAUAGCUUAAUUGGUUGACAUCUUUGCCAUCUUGAAUGACUUAAAUUUAUCACUGCAAGGACCAAAUGGAACAUGCCUCAAAUUGUCUGAAAAGAUGCGAUUAUUUAAAUUUUAAUUUCAGCUUUAGCAAAAAAAUUGAAGGAAAAUAAAAUUUACAUGUUGCCUAUCUUUAAGGAACAGACAUUGAACCAGACAAAAGGAUUAUGAUGAUACAUUCUGUGAAGGAACACUUGCACAUGCUUGCAGACGAAAUUUCAUCCUACUUUCCAAAUCUAUCUGACACCCCAUUUGCACUUGCCAGAUAUCAGUCAAGGUUGAGGAUGUUCCUGAGUCAACACAAGAGGAGUCCAUUGAACUUAUUAACAGCGAUGCAGGGAAAACUGAUUUCUCUACAAUGCCAGUUACAAAAUUUUGGAUCACGUGUUUGCAUUCAUAUCCUGUUCUGCCUGAGACUGAACCGCCCUGUUCUUACGUUUCCAGAAACAUAUCAUUGUGAAACAGAGUUUUCUAGCUUGGUGGUAAUCAAGUCUAAAUACAGAAGUAGACUUUUUGUGGAAGAUCAUCUUCGUUGUCCCCUAGCAAAGACUGUCCUGAGCAUUUCUGAUCGGGUAAGAAAUAAACAAUCUCAAGCUUCGCACUGACGCUGGAUUUUUACGCAUACUAUCGCAAAAUGUCGCAAAUUUGUUUACUGUUGUUAUAUUAGGGCUGUUACCCAUGCUACACCAUGCUUCAAGACACAUUUUCAUUUAUUUUUAAUUAGAAAUAAAUAUUUUACAAUAUCUAAUUACCUAUUGUUUUUUGUGAUUAAUCACUUUGCUUUAAUUAUGUUCAAUUUGUAACAAUGAAAAUACAUCCUGCAUAUCAGAUAUUUACAUUAUGAUUCAUAAAAGAAACAAAAUUACAGUUAUGGAGUAGCAACGAACAUAAUUUUAUGGUUGGGGUCACCACAACAUGAAGAACUGUAUAAAGGAGUCGGGGCAUUAGAAAGGUUGAGAACCACUGCUUUAAAUGUUCAGUUAAAGCAGAAUUAUUGAAUUUGUAUAGGCUAUUGAUGCAUCUAUAAAAAUGUGUACACAUUUAAACUUUCAGUUACUGUUCCCAGCAAGCAAGGUCAGGAUUUCAAUCUGUCCUUACUCUUAUUUUCUAUCUUUUCCUAUUUUCAUGCCUUGCCAUUACCUUGUCUGUUGAGGGAAAUGGCAGCCACGUAUGUAGCUGAAGAUAGGGAGAUACUCAUUUAUUGACAAGCUAAAUUUUUAUUAUUUCAAAUUUUAUUUUUCUGUUUCCCAAAUUUUCUCACUUGACAAAGGCAGAUAGGACAGAGGCAUAUACAGUGACCAAUUUUAUAGGCAUAAUUAAAAAAGAAAUGAUUAUUUUAUAUAACUUUAACUUUUUUCAAUUUAAGAUGCACCUUUUUUGUAUUGGGUUUUUCUUUGAAUAAUAUUCAUAUAUAUAUUUAUAAUUUAUAUUUAAAAGAAUUUCUGCUUGGUGUAAGGGAAUCAAGCAGUAGAAUGGCAAUGGAAUAUUCAAUCAGAACCUUUUUAUUAUUGGAUUAGAAUAAUUUUACGUUCAUGGUGAAAUCUUAUUUGUUGUAGAAAUCCAGCUUUUUUUUUAGAUUUUUAAAAAAAAAAGAAUCUUUGCAGCAUUUUUUUUCUUUAAAAGACUUUGUUUCAGACCAAGUUGUUCUUUUCAAAAAACAACAACAAAAAACAAAAAAAAAACAUGUAAGAUUUCAUUCUUUCAAUAUUGAAGUUAAAUUGUUGUAUGGUUGGAAAAAUAGGCUAAUAAAUAAGAUUGAUUGUUUCAAUCGUGUCUAUUCGAUCCAUCUACUGUGUCUGUAUUCUAAUUAUUUCUGAAAGAUCUCUUUCUAUUUCAUUUCCUCUUACACUCACUUCCUCUCCACACAUGGUCUCUUUCUAUUUUCCAUUUCCUCUUACACAUUGUCUUCUUGCUGCUGUCGGGGCAAACAUAUUUUAACCCUCCUAAAAUAAAACAAUUCAUGUGUAGUUUUUGUUUCUAACAUAUUUUGAAAAAAUAACCUAUGAGAGCAUUUUUAGCUUAUUUCAAUAUUUAAUUUGGUCUAACAAUUUUUUUUUUUCAUUUUAAACUUGCCAACAUUAUACUCUUUUAUACUGCAAAUUAUUUUCAAAAUAUACCCGGUAUCUAUAAACUGCACAUCCUAUGUUAACUGCAUAUUCUAUUAUUUUACCCUUUUUUUUUAGCUUAAUGUAAAGGAGCUCUACUUAUCAAUUUCAAACUAAACAACCUAAUUUCUCAACUACUGUAAACAGUCUCCUCUCCUGGAUUCAAACAACCUAAUUUCUCAACUACUGUAAACAGUCUCCUCUCCUGGAUUCACUACACUGCUGAAGCCUGAGAUCAUUUUUUUGUUUUGUACUAUUUGAGGACCACUUGGAUCCUCACAUCAUGAUAUAAACCAUAAUUUAUGCAACUCUGGUCAAGACAGUUAACACAAUACCAUAUUAUUUUCACUCAGUGUUUAUAGUGAAAUAAUUCAUUUAGCAAUAUUGUAUAACCAAAUCCCUGAAGACACAGUUAUGAAUAUAGCAUACAAUAAUCUGGUGGCGCCACGUUGUUCACAUUCCCAGAAGACACAGUCAUGAAUAUGGCAUACAAUAAUCUGGUAGUGCUGUGCUGUUCACAUUUUUGUGAUAUAUAUUAAUGGUGAUGGUGUUUUGUAUUUAAUAAAAAUGUGCCUACAAUUGAAUGCUUGUUGAUAUAGUUGGGGGGGGGGGAUUUUAAACAAAUACAUAUUAGCUACAUAUGUGGCAAUAUUUCUUGAAUCAAGAACCCGUUCAUCAAACACUGCCUUAAUGGCUUGUGUUAAGAGAGGUUUCGUUGAAGCAAACAUGACAUAAUCCAGUUUAAAUCUUUGGUAGUAUUUAUGUGUCCUUGUACCGGGCUCAGUGCCAUGACACAUCAUCAUUAGAGUUAUUAAAACUGACUAAAUGACAACACUUUAGAAGCACAUGAAAUCUAAUGGAUUUUUAUAUUUAUUCCUAUCAUGGUUUUAUGUAACCUACAGUGGUUUAUCACAUUUAAUGUAUGACUUACAGUGGCCUACAAGGGCUUAUCACAUUUAAUGUAUGACUUACAGUGGCCUACAAGGGCUUAUCACAUUUAAUGUAUGACUUACAGUGGCCUACAAGGGCUUAUCACAUUUUAUGUAUGGCUUUGUACUGUAUUCUAUAAAUAGACAUCCUUGCUCUCUCUCCAACCUGUUUUAUACAUUAAUCUAAUUGUCUGCUCUUAAUUUCAGAGAUAUAAUCAAAGAAGUCAUGGACCCAACAUACCUUGAACAUGAUGCAUAGUAAGUUGGUUACUGCCUGUCACACAUAUAAAAAAAACAACAUACUUCUAAAUUAAUUAAACUUAUUCCUUGUUGCUCAAGUUUUUGUCUAGAUAUAUGCUACUGAAACUUCAGAUGGGUGGGUUUCAUGGGCAAGUUCAAAUGGAAAGGGUCAGAUGGCCAGGUUUAGAUAGGCGAAUUCAGAUGGGCAUGUUCAGAUGUGAAGGUAAGAUGGGUGAGUUGAGAUGUGAAGGGUCAGAUAUGAAGGUUCUGAUGGGCAGGGUAAGGUGGGAAGGAUCAGAUAAGCUAAGGAAAGAGAACUAAAAAAAAAAUAGAGCAGUCAUUGAACUUGGCAUGGCAUGGGCAAGUUACUGAUGCCAGCUUACCAAGUGGAAAGGAUCAGAUGGCAAGGUUUAGAAUGGAAACUGGUCCCCUGGUACCUAUCAUGGCAUGGGCAAGUUACUGAUACCAGCUUCUCUCCCUUUGCUGGUCCUUCCAGGGCUCACUCUUGCUUCUCCACCUCUGGUGGAUGUCCUCAAGAAAUCUCUCAGACAGAAAUGUUGUUGUUUCCUGAAUUUGAAGUUUUCUAUGCAUUUCCUUUAUUUCAUCUCUGUUGUUACAAUCACCCAUUGAUAUGUCACAGCUUGUGAAUGUUGUCUCUAAAACCUAGACACUUUUGUUUUCAUCCGUGUUUAGCACCAUGUUCUGUCAAGUUAUGGAAACGGUGGAGCCCUGGUACCUAUCAAGAGACAUGUUCUUUAACCCAAAGGUGGGCUAUUUAAAAAAAAAUUAUUUUGUCUAUGUUGUUUAAGUUGCCAUAAACAUUUAAUCUACAACAAAAUUUGAGCUUUGAAUAUAACCAAUGUAAUAAAACACAGCAAAUGCAACGUACCAUUUUUUUUGUGUGAUCCCAUUAGAUGUGAGUAACUAAUAAUGUAAUAGAAAAAUAACAUUUUUAUUCUGUAACACCAUUUCUGGUUAAUUUUUAAAUAUUGUUUGGCUAAUUUAAUCACAGAUUUUAUACAUUUUACUCAAAACCCCCAUAACAUGACGAUAAACCCUCCCUGGCUUCUCUGUGACAAUAAACUGUCCCUGACUUCUCUGGGCAAUAAACUCUCCCUGGCUUCUCUGUGACAAUAAACCCUCCCUCGCUUCUCUGUGACAAUAAACCCUCCCUGGCUUCUCUGUGGCAAUAAACCCUCCCUGGCUUCUCUGUGACAAUAAACCCUCCCUGGCUUCUCUGUGACAAUAAACCCCCCCUGGCUUCUCUGUGACAAUAAACUCUCCCUGGCUUCUCUGGUUGCAGACUGGCUCAAUGAGGAAUCUGGAGAUGAUCAAUGCCACACCAUUCUCCAGGUCACAGGACUUGAACCCCUCCAAUGCCAUUGUGACCAAACUGACCAGGAUACAGGACUACAUCCUCAAGAAGUUUGACCCAGAGCUGCAUCUCCACCUGGAAAGAUUAGAAAUAGCACCACAGAUUUAUGGCAUGUGCGUAGUACAUUUAUGGCAUGUGCAUAGUACAUUUAUGGCAUGUGCAUAGUUUAAAUAGCACCUCAUUUUCUUGGCAUUUUCACAUUAUUAUAUUGCACUACAUAAUUAUUGCAUAUACAAAUUGUUACAUAGCACAACAUAUCCAUGGCACAUAUACAUUUUUAUACAGUACAAUAAUAGUCUAUGUUAAAUAGCAUCAAAGAUUUAUGGAAUAUACAUAUUUUUGUAUAGGACUAAUUAUUUUUUUUAUCUGAAACAUUGUUAAAUAUGAAUUGCAAAUAGAAACAAAAACUUUAAAAUGGAUUACAAAUAGAAAUGAACACUUUAAAAUGGAUUGCAAAUAGAAAAGAAAACUUUAAAAUGGAUUUGCAAAUAGAAAUGAAAAUUUUAAAAUAUGGAUUGAGAAUGUGAAUGAAAAGCAGCUAAAUAAAAGAUGUUAUAAAAUGAUUGUUAAAUAAAAUAUAAAAUUAUUGGUAGGGCAAUUUUGUUCUGUAAUUUGUCAUAGAUCAAUGGAAUAUUAAAUGCCAAAAUAAAAUUAAAAAAGAUUGAACUAUUCUUACUGUAAAAUACACUUAUAAUGAGGACAAUAGGAUUGUUUAAAAUGACAUCUAUGCAAAUUUGAAAACUUAAAUGUCAAGUUCUAUUUUGUACUUAUUUUCUUUCAGACGCUGGCUGCGUCUGCUAUUUGGCCGUGAGUUCCCAAUGCAGGACCUUCUCAUGUUGUGGGAUGCCAUAUUUGGUGAUGGGAUUGGCUUUGACCUGGUUGACUACAUCUUUGUGGCCAUGCUGCUGUAUAUCAAAGAUGUUUGUGAGUCCUUGUCUUUUCUUUCACUGAUUCAGUACCAUAGCAAUGUACUUCAGAUUACAGCAUACAAGGCAAUACAUGUAUAAUGUUAACCUGGGACUUUUUGCUUUAAAAAAAUCCCUCCAAUGCCAUGUCAAUGUAUAUAGGGAUUUGUUCAUCUUGUUACAAAUAAAGUGAUAUGUUCAUCCUGUUACGCAUAAUGUGAUCAAUUCAUCUUGUUACGUAUAACCUGAUCUGUUCAUCUUGUUACACAUGCGAUGUGUUCAUCUCAUGUCUUAUAAUGUGAUCUGUUCAUCUUGUUAUGUAUGUGAUGUGUUCAUCUCAUUACGUAUAAUGUGAUCUGUUCAUCUUGUUACGUAUGUGAUGUGUUCAUCUCAUGAUGUAUAAUGUGAUCUGUUCAUCUUGUUAUGUAUGUGAUGUGUUCAUCUCAUGACAUAUAAUGUGAUCUGUUCAUCUUGUUAUGUAUGUGAUGUGUUCAUCUCAUGACGUAUAAUGUGAUCUGUUCAUCUUGUUAUGUGUGUGAUGUGUUCAUCUCAUUACGUAUAAUGUAAUAUUUUUAUCUUGUUAUAUAUGUGAUGUGUUCAUCUCAUUACGUAUAAUGUGAUGUGUUCAUCUCAUGACGUAUAAUGUGAUCUGUUCAUCUUGUUCCAUAAGAUGAGGAAGGUUAUAAAACAGUAAACUCAAAAACUUUCAUCCCCAUAUCCCAAUUGAGACAGACUUGUUUUUUUGUUUGUUUGGGGCAGUUUUGGUCAGAAAUGUAAAUGAAUGUGAAGUAUUUCCAUUUGAAGAAGCAGAGGUCAACAUCCUUAAUUUUUUAACAUGAACAACAUUUUGUACAACUCUGGUGUCUAAGAAAUCCUGAAUGUCCAUUUUGUAUUACCAUCAACUUUUCCAUCUUUACAGUGCUGACCAGCGACUACGCCAAAUCCUGAAUGUCCAUGUUGUAUUACCAUCAACUUUUCCAUCUUUACAGUGCUGACCAGCGACUACGCCAAAUCCUGAAUGUCCAUGUUGUAUUACCAUCAACUUUUCCAUCUUUACAGUGCUGACCAGCGACUAUGCCACAUGUCUGACAGCUCUUAUGAAAUACCCACCUGUCAGUGAUGUCCAUUACUUUGUGGUCAAGGCAAGAUGGCUGAGGGAGCCAAAUGUAAGUUACAUUAACAAUAGUCUGAGUCAGGGAUGGUCUGUUUCAUAUAUGUUAUAAUAUCUCACCAGUCUGAGUCGGGGAUGGUCUAUUGGUCUUUGUUAUAUCUCACCAGUCUGAGUCAGGGAUGGUCUAUUGGUCUUUGUUAUAUCUCACCAGUCUGAGUCAGGGAUGGUCUAUUGGUCUUUGUUAUAUCUCACCAGUCUGAGUCGGGGAUGGUCUAUUGAUCUUUGUUAUAUCUCACCAGUCUGAGUCGGGGAUGGUCUAUUGGUCUUUGUUAUAUCUCACCAGUCUGAGUCGGGGAUGGUCUAUUGGUCUUUGUUAUAUCUCACCAGUCUGAGUCGGGGAUGGUCUAUUGGUCUUUGUUAUAUCUAACCAGUCUGAGUCGGGGAUGGUCUAUUGGUCUUUGUUAUAUCUCACCAGUCUGAGUCGGGGAUGGUCUAUUGGUCCAUGUUAUAAUAUUUCACCAGUCUGCGUCAGAGAUGGUCUAUUCGUGUAUGUUACAACAUCUCACCUGUCUGAGACAGGGAUGGUCUAUUGGUCCAUGUUAUAAUAUCUCACCAUUCUCAGCCUCCAAAAAAACCACAUAACUCACACAGCAACCCAACAUUUAAUAUACUUUAAUAAAAUAUCACAAUAUGAAUAAAUGGCAGUCACUUUCAAAGAACUUGUACAAUUAGCAGACCUGUUUACCCCCAAACUCUCAAAAUCGUACAAUAUCAUCACAAAUUUGUUCAACACAUUAUCUUGAUAGUAAAAAAAUAAAUGUGCAGUAUAUAUAAUGUAUACACCUCAAAAUCGUACGUUGUACGCCAAAAUAAUAAACAGGUCUGAAUUAGUUCUCUGUCCACAAAAGCAUUUAAAUAUAUAAAAACUAAAACAAGGACUAACCUUGACAAUAAUAUCAGACAAUUUGUUGUCUUGUUGUUGGUGUCCAGGAUAUGGCCAUCAAACUUUUACCCUUUUAUACCAACACUUAAAUCUAACACAGUUUCUCCCACUAGUACUGUAAGUCCUGCUAACAAACUUAGCCAAAAAGCUACAUAUACUAACAGGAUCACUGGCAACACUACAACAACAUUCAGCAUUCCCACUCGCUCGCGCCCCCCCCCCCCCUUACUGUCCAUCUGCAAACAACUAACCCUUAUGUAUCCCCACUCUUUGAAGUAUCCCCAUGUUUAUAAUCUGAUUAGCAUUCAGGUACUCCAGGUACUCUGACUCUUGUGUUCUCAUUUAUAACAAAAGACUCUCAGGGGCUCUAACACCUUGACAACUUCCCAGCAAUAUCCUUGUCAAUUAGAGUGUACUGUCUAUCCAUCAACUAAUUACACUGUCUUAUUGACAGCAACAGCCCCGUCCACCCAGCUAUACUCACCAGGGAGCUUACAAGGGCAGCAGCGUUGCAGGAAGCAGUGAAAGUAUUGGCAAUGUCAGCACAAUAGCCAAGGACAGUUCAACCAGUGAGUUAGCUCCCUGUUUCAUCUUUAAAGUCAUUACAGAAAAUCUUUUGUCUUCUCUACUAAACACUACAACUUUCAGUCAGUGAGUUGGCUCACUGUUAUUUAUAUCAGCUUCAUAGGAAACACUUAGCCAUUUUUAUGAAAUAGAUUUCUCAUAAGCCCCUGUUCCAGAUGGUAUUAUCAAGUUUCAUGUGUUGGAUUUAUGGAGAGGUGCUGAGAUUAUUUGGGACCAAAAAAUGUCUGGACAAGACGACACGAUGCAUGGAAAACACUGGUUGCGACCCUUAUAAUAAAUAAAUAGAAAAGGUUUUUUACAGUAUAUAGAUACGUAUAGAAAGUACAUCUGUGGAGUCAGUGUUUUUGAAUUCAGAGAUCAUCAUUCCUUAAAAAAUAUGUACAUACUUGCCAGGAGCUUUACAAAUAAUUUGAAUUGCUCCAUACUGAAGAAUGGGAUUGACAGGGUCUCAACAUGUUAAUUUGCUAUCAAUAUGUUUUUAGCUUGUAUGUAAUCCAUGGAUGGCCUCAUACAAGGUUCAGAACUCAUUGUAGGUUAUAAAAAAAAAUAAGCUGCCUUUUCUGUUUUUUGUAUUUUUACGUGUCUAAAAAAAAUUCAUAUUCUGGAAUUAAAUUGUUUUUAAAAAGAAGACUAUUUUUGUGUGAUCAUGAACGAGUCUGACCAUUGAAUACAGAUGAAUGAAAUAUCAUUUACAUUGAAGUUUCCAAAUAUAUUUAAUACAUCUGAUAAAUGUUCAUGAUGACAUUUAAAAACAUUAGAAUUAGAAGCAGAUGUAAUGGAGUUAUGCAUUUCAUGAUUUCAUCAUUUUAUUAUUAGGAAAUAGUUUUAUUUAAAAUGUGUAUCUUUGUUACCCAUGUAAAUAAGACAGGCAAAUGCUUUUGUUUGUGUGUUACCCAUGGUAACAAGAAAGACAAAUGUGUGUAAUUGUUUAUGUUACCCAUGGCAACACAAAAAGGCACAUUUUUUGUUAUAGGGUUAACUUGUUUUAUUUAGCCUCACAGCCCCAACAUAGUCAAGGUCAAAAAAGACAGAACACUACAUUGGGCGGAUUUUCAUCCUUCUCUCGAAAAUUCAGUCGCCCUCGAACAUUAUCUGUUCCUAAAUCAUCCAGCGAACCAAUGAGCCUUCAGACUGACAUUUCUCCUGGUAACAGCAUUAAUCUAUGUCUUUGAUGGUCCCUUUGUUUCGUUUCUAAUAAUUGUGCAUAACAACUGUUUUGCAUUUCCUUAUGAUUUCAUUGAUAGAUAAAGUCAUCUGAUUCACUGCUUAUAAUCUUUCCAGUAUAUGUAAAAUGAAAAAAAUGAAUUAGAGUUGUGAACAUUUACUUUUAAUAACAAUGAAGGAGAUAGCACCUGCAGUUUGAAAGUUGUUUUCUUUGUUGUUGCUUAUUGUAAUUUAAACACAUGUUUUUCUGGAGCUGCCCAUGCUUUCAAUUUACAAAAAGUGUCUACUCUCUAACAACUUUCUUGUAUUCUGUUAUUGCAGUAAUUAAAUGCUACAUUUAUUUUUUUAUUGUUAAUACAGAUUUUAUGUUGCUUUAUAGUGUUGAUAUGUUUCACUUACUUUGCUUACAGAUUUGUAAAAAUAUCUUGUUCUAAUCCCAGUUUUAUAUUUCUUAGUUCAAUGGCAUCCUAUUAAUUUUUUAAAACUAAAAAUUCAGUUGUUUUUUUCCUAAUAGCUUUGUUAUUUUGUUAAAUAAUCAAAAUGUUCUUCAGAACAGUGGUCCCCAUCCAGUGAUCAUUGAUCUCUAAAAUCACCUUUAUAGCAAAUGCUGAGAAUUUUAUAAUGAACAAGUUUAGAGCACUGCUAUUGAUAUAAAUUAUUUUAAACAUAAAUGAAUCUGAAAACUCAUUCCUCCUGCAGAUGCGGGCAUUUAAUAUGACCCUUGAUGAUGAAAAUGUUGGGGACCACUAGUUUAGAGCAUUGAUUGAAGGGAUACUUCUAUAAGCUUGUUAUUCAUUCAUGUUAUUCAGUGUUGUCUGAUUUUUACCUCAUGUCUUGAUUUGAAGAAAAAAAUGCUUAAUGUUUGCAUGACAUGUUUACUGGCCUAGAACUUGAUGCUUAAUUUAACAACAGCAACAAAAUGUUGUAUUUGAAUUUUAACAGGAUUAACAUUAUUUGAUGGGAUAUGAAUAAUUACACCCCCCAUCCCAACCACAUUUUUUUAAUACAAGAAAAUUAAAUUUUAUAACUAAUUUAAGAUGAAACAAAAAUCUAGCAUUGAAUUUUUAAAAAGUAUUAUUGAUAUAUAAAUGUCUAAAGUGAAAGAUAUUAAAAAAAAAUUUUUUUAAAUUUUUAAUGAAGACAAGAAUGAGUUUUGUAAUUUCCUUUGAUUAAAGCUAACAAGUUUUUUCCCUGUCACAUAGAAACAGCCAACAACCCAAUAGGAUCCACAGUAAGCCUGUCUCAAGUGGAGGAGUCCAUGUUUAGACACAACCCAGCUGCAAGUCUUGCCAGAAUGGAAGCGUCCAAUCUGAGAUCUGCCCAGUCCAGUCCAGGUGUUCACCAUUCCAGCAUGUUUCCUUUGACGCCAGGUAUGCUUCAUGUUUGCCUCCUGCCACUAAUAUAUAAAACAAAGAUCAACUGUAACAUUUAAGAACCCAAUUAUUUUUUUACCAAGACUUCCAAAACUCAAUCUGACAUAACCUACUUAUGAUGUAAACUCUCACUCAUAAUUAUGUUUAAGCAAAGUGAAUUUCAUGGGAUGAAAAUCAGAGGUAGAGGCAGAAGUGGGUUUCAUUCUAAUAUUACUCAGAUAUGCAGAAAAGCUUUGUUUUGGUUGUUCUUUUCAGGACUUUUAAGUUCUAGAAUAAAGCUAAAACUUUCUUUUUCCACUAUGUCUACAUAGCAGUGAUAGCAUGCUUUCAUUCUCAAGAUGUUUGAUUUACAUAGAAAUAUUUAUGUCAGAAUAUGCAGCUAUUCAAUUUAUUUCAAAUGCUAUGUCUAUAUAUUAAAUAUAUUUUUACCAUCAACUGCCAACUUCUGUAAUACUUGAUAUCUUUGUUUCCCAGAUGACACAUCACUGGCCAGCAGUCCAACAAAGUCCAAAGGAAAGCAGAAAAAAAUGUCCAAAUUGGUGAGUUCCAGUUUGUAAAAAUUUUUGUUAGCUGAUAUCUUCUAAAAAAUAAAAAUAUUUAUUGUCAUUCAACAACACCUAUGCAGUUUAACUGUUAAAAAAAAUACUUCUGAGGCUCACAUUUCAUUAAUUAAAUAACAAAAAAAAGUAUACGUUAUUUCAUAUAUUUUAUAUUUUUUAAACUAUAUUUCAUAUUUUAUAAUUUAUAAUAUUUUAUAGUUAAUAACUAUAUUUUAUAGAUUAUAACUCAGAAAUUUGUUGAAAUGGAUGCAUGCAAAUUAAAAAUUUAUCAAAAAUAUAAACUUUGAAUAGUAAUGGGUAGACACAAUUUUGCUAAAUUUAACUUUUAAAAUUAAAACAAAAAAAAAAGUAAAAUUUGAAAAUUCUAAACCACAUUGAACUCAUUUGUAAACCACAUGGAACUCAUUUGUCUAAAAUUUAAAUAGGUUACCCGAAAUCUGAUCAAAAGAAAUUUCGUCGACUGAAAAUUGAUAGACGGAAAUUUGAUCAAACGGAUAUUUGGUCGAAUCUUUUUUUCACUUCACACGUUAAUAUUUUCGUCAAAUUUUUUUGAGCGCACUAUACUAUAUACUAAAACAAAAUAAUGCGUUCCAAAAGAAAUUUGAAGUAAAAUUUUAACGUGUGAGCUGAAAGAAAGAUUAAACCCAAUUUCUGUAUGAUCAAAUUUCCGUCGACGAAAUUUAUUUCGAUCAAAUUUCCUGAUACAAUUUAAAUUACAUUGAGCUAUUAUUAUUUUCAUGAUUCUAGGAAAAAGACCUUCAAGAACAAGUGAUGAGACUCCAAGGGGAACAAAAUGACAUCAACUCUAUGUGCAGAUAUUGUGCAAGUAAACUUGAUGUACACAUUGGUGAGUUACUGCAUAUAUUAUGGUAGUAAACUUGAUGUACACAUUUGUGAGUUUACAGCAUAUAUUGUGCUAGAAAACUUGAUGUACACAUUGGUGAGUUACAGCAGAUAUUAUGCUAGUAAACUUGAUGUACACAUUGGUGAGUUACAGCAGAUAUUAUGCUAGAAAACCUGAUGUAGAAAUUGUGUGAGUUGCAGCAGAUAUUCUGCUAGAAAUCUUGAUGUGCACAUUGGGUGAGUUACAUCAGAUAGUGUACUAGAAAACCUGAUGUGAACAUUGGUGAGUUACAGCAGAUAUUAUGCUAGAAAACUUGAUGUACACAUUGGUUGAGGUACAGCAGAUAUCCAUUUCUUUGAAAUAAAUCUUGACUGAACUAUUUACAGUACUGAUACUGUAAAGUCUACUCAUUUCUACCUAACAUAGAUGACAUCAUACAAUGAUGAAUGAAAUAAAAUGAGUAAAACAGAGUAGGGUUAAACCUGAAAAAAUAAACGCAACAAAACAGCGAACGUGUCGGCAGAAAGCCUUCGUCAGCGAACAAAACAACAGAAAAAACGGUAUAAAAAUAAGAAAUAGCACUUAGCUGGUAAGUAGUAUCUGUGGGCAGCAAUAGAAAAUGAUGAAUGAAUAGCGAUGUUAAAAUAUUAAAUGAAAUGCUUGUUGCAGAAAUAACAUAUUAAGAUAUUACAAAGAAAUCAAUCUGAAAAUUCAUCAUGAAGAUUGACUGGGACAUUCCUGUAUUAUUAUUUUAUUAAUCUAAUUUAAGUUAGAUAAGAUUAUUUUAUUGAUCCAAAUAAAUGCCAAUAUUCAUUAUUAGCAUAAAAAAAACCAACAAAAAAAAAACCCAGACAGUAAAUAUUCUAAUGAAGAAAACAAUUUUAAUGUAAGAAAUUUUGGAGUAUUAUCCUAGCCCAAAAACCAGUCAUCAUAUGUCUUAAACCCUCAAUUCUCUUCUUAACACAUUGACUUUAAGAGUGUUUAUUUGAUUUAUAACAGAUUUGUACAGAUGAAAUAAAGCUUUUUUAUUUAUCCUCACAGGUCGACUGCAGCAAGAACUGUCCAGGCAGAACUUUGAGAUUGAUGAUGACAUAAUGGUUUCAUUGGCCGGGUUAAAACUUGUGAGUGGUUGUGUGAAGUGACUGUACUCUUUGUUUGUCUUGGUUCAGAAUUAUAAAUGUAUUGAUGAUAAGUUGAGCAGGAAUAUGAAUUAACCAAUUAUUUGGUUUCAACAAAUUUACAUUGGCAUCACCCGAUCAGUCAUCACCCAUUUUCUUCAUCUUUCUACUUCAUCUUUCAUCUGCCCAUCCUGUCAUCAGCCCACCUGUCAUCUUCUUCUUCUUCUAUAUUUUGAGGGCCCAUGAUCAAUUUAUUGAUCAUUCUGGCUCCUAUUUUUCAGAGGGGUUCGCGAUGUAACUGUGCAUGGUUUUGAACGGGAUACCUCACUGAUGGCAGGGGCUACUCAGCGAUGAUAUUAUGAACUGGGGGUUGGAACUUACAUCUUACAUCACUCACAAGUUUUCUAGCAUAUGAAUAAAAACUAAGAAAGUUUGAUCAACAUAAUUUUAUAUUUUAUAAUUUUAUAGUUUUUUAUAUUUCUGUUUCCAGGUUCGAGAUAUUCUGAACGGAACACUGAAAUUCUCCCAGAAUAUUGCCGCUGAUGACGAGGAGAUACAGAUUAAUGACGAUUUCUAUGGCAAUCAAAAUGGAGAUGGCUUUAAUUCUGGUACUGGUGUUACCUCCCCUGAUUCUGAUAUUCUUUUAGGUGCUACUUCUGCCGUUGAUGAAUUCUCCAAAAUGUCAUCUGUUCAACGGGGCAGAUUAUUUUACAUGAGCAGUGACGAGGUGAGCUCCCCUGAAUCGGGGCCAACAACUGCAACAAAUAUUGCAGGUAAAAUUAAAGGAUUGACCACCGCAGAGCUGAAUCACGAGGACAACUUGGCAAGUGGGGAAAACUUAUAUUCUCGAGAUAAGAAGAACAAUAACCCUGUGCAGUUUAGUUCCAAAAUCAGAGGUCUUUUUAAAUCAGAUUCGUCGAGCCCAAAGCAGACUCAAGCUAGUUCCACUGUGGCUGGGUCUAAGCCUGGCACAGCGUCCAAUGUUGAACAUCAGCUGCAGCAAACUUUUAAAAGUCCUCCAAACCAGCAGCAGCGACGAGCCAGCCAUUCCGAGAAGGAAAUGAUAUCUUUUGAUUCAAGACGCCGUGCCAAAUCAAACAUGGAGACGCAGUCUCAGUACUGGCCAGAUUUUGCAAAUGCCGGGAGUGAGCAUGGCUCACCCAAGGGACACUAUUUUGAUGUACCAGACAGUCACAGGAGGAAUGAUGACAGGAGGAGGGAAGAGCACCUCGGUAGGGAGAGGUCGAAAAGUCAACCGACAACUUCCAUCAACCUCUACCGUGGAGCAUACAACGGAGAGGAUGAGGAUUAUGCAGUGAAUCCGUUGUACAAGCUGCACUACCACCAGAAUAUGGAGCACUGAGGCUGUUAUAAACCUGGGCACAGCAUGAGAACAUCGUGCUCGGCCCACCAUCAGAGAACUGAUAUUGUCAAACACCUGGCUUACCUUUGAGUUUUUUUGUUGUUGUUAUGGGACUAGCUUAGUAUCAUUGUUGUACCUUGAAGUCUGUGGCAAAGGAAAUGAGUUUUAAUUAUGGUUUUGUUUCAUUAAAAUAUUUUUGUAAUGGCACCAAACAGACUAUUCUGCCUCAAGCCAGCUACAUGGGAUUAUUUUCAAAAGUGCAAGUAUCACAUUACCUACACACAUAUACAAAUAUGUAUAGUUAAGAAUUUACCUAAACAGCUAUCCAAAUAUAUAAUACAUUGAAAUUGUCUAUUAAAAAUGAGAUAUUCUUUAAAUUUCCUGAAAAAGUUAAGAAUGUACAUAAACUGCACCUGACAGGUCGCUGUAAAUUCAAGGUGUGUUCUUCAGGAGCACUCACCUGAAACAGCUGUACAUUCUAAGUGUGUACUUCAGGAGCACUCACCUGAAACAGCUGUACAUUCUAAGUGUGUACUUCAGGAGCACUCACCUGAAACAGCUGUACAUUCUAAGUGUGUACUUCAGGAUCACUCACCUGAAACAGCUGUACAUUCUAGGUGUGUACUUCAGGAGCACUCACCUGAAACAGCUGUACAUUCUAGGUGUGUAUUUCAGGACCACCCAGCAUUGCCAUAAUGCAGUGAUAUUGAGAGAAGUUUGAAGCUUUGAAUGUACUAAAAAAUCUCAUUCUACUAUGACAACUGCAUAUUCAAAGAACCUGUCAAGCAUUUUGUGUAUGGCUGUGAGUGUUGUACAGUAAUAAAAUUCCUUAUCUUUCUUGGUAGUUCAUAUAAUUUCUUAUGAAAAAGAAGUAUUUGCUUGUCUGUAGUGUCUUGUAAUUGAGAACUGAAUUUCUGUACAAAUUGCAUUGCCGUCUUUUAAAGCUAUCACACGUGAGCUGUGUCAAGCUCCAUCGUCCAUUGUUUUAAUUUGUUUUGGCAUUACAGCACUGUUAGAAUAUGUAAAAUGUGCAGUGUUCCAAUAUGUAAGAUAUGGCCUGGCAUUACAGCACUGUUAGAAUAUGUACAAUGUGCUCUGUAGAAUAGUAAGAUGGGACAUUACAGCACUAAUAGAAUAUGUCAGAUGUGCUCUGUAGAAUAGGUGAGAUGUGGCAUUACAGCACUGUUAGAAUAUGUAAAAUGUGCACUGUUCCAAUAUGUAAGAUAUGGCGUGGCAUUACAGCACUGUUAGGAUAUGUACAAUGUGCUCUGUAGAAUAGGUAAGAUGUGGCAUUACAGCACUGUUAGAAUAUGUAUGACGUGGUGUUACUGUGCAGCACUGUAUACAUGUUAUAAGACCUUUGAUUAGGCUGUGCCAAAAUGCUGUAUACCUAGUAUUCAUUCACAACUGUGCAGCCAAGUGGGGAAGAAAUAGUGUGCAAAUUUGUAAUGGCCCCCCAGAGCAAGAUAAUUGGUUGUUGGACAUACAGUUUAUUAAUAAUAGAAAAUACUUAGUUUAGCCGCACAUUAUCUUUUAUUUUAGUUUCAGUACAGCUGAUUUUGUUGUCAAGCAUAAAAUGGCAUUGUAUCAACAACAAAUAGAAUUAUGGGAAAACACUAGAAAAGAUCUCCGUGCUAAUGUAAACAACUUUGUCACAAUUUCAGCAUUGACCACCUUACCUCAUCAUUGUAUCACCAUCCAAGUGAACUUGUAGCACUGCUUGUAGACAACCCCUUUGCCCCUACAAACCCAUUCUAGCACUACUAAUAGACGUAUCAACAUUGCCCCAUCAAACCCAUUCUAGCACUGCAAGUAGACAUCGCCAUUGCCCCAUCAAACCCUUCAAUCACCAGAAGAUGGUAGCAUGACAAAAGCAGAUAUUGGUAUUACCCAAAAGCUUUGUUAUUGGCUUCCUUCAGUUAUAGCACAAAUUAGUGUUUGAAUUAACCUAAAGUCCCCUUGGCUAGUCAUCUCUGCUCUACAUGACAACGUGAACUAUUUUAUUUUCACAAUAUCCAAUUUUAUUUUAUAAAUUAAUUUUAUGAGUCAGGUAUUUAGUUUUAUUUUUACCUUGAAGCCAUGAAGCAUUUUCUCUCAUGUAAAGGUAAAAAUCAAAUGAGUUUUGUGUGUUCAUUGAAUACAUUUUUGAUUUUAAUGCUCCUCUGCAAUUACUGAUCUCAGUUAUUUAUGUUUAUGAUUUAACCCAGAAAGUUUUUGUCUGUUGUCAUCUUUUGUCUUGCUACUUCUCUAUUCCAAAUUGCUGAGACCUCAUCAUCAGACAUGAAUGAAUCGUGAUAAUUUAAAGGUUUAGUAAGAAAGUGCUCAUAACUAUUUCAGUUUACAUUAUCUAAACGAGAAGCUCCUAACUUGUGCAAGGGGCUCCGCAUGCAGUUCUCAGGGGCUCCGCAUGCAGUUCUCAGGGGCUCCGCUGACGCUCCAGAAACUCCUAUCCUAUUAAAUUGUAAGACAUAGAGUAGACAAAGGGCUCCUCCAUAGAAAUUGAAUCUAAAUCUAAAAAGGGCUCCUCGAGGCAGAAAGAUGGGAACCACUGAUAAACUAUCAUUUUAUCACAUUUUAUCCAGGAUGAUUGUUUUCAGUUACCAGUCUCCCACAAGAAUAACUAUUGCUAUUCAUGGGUCACAAUUAUGAUGAACAAGUCAAGCACACAAAGAGUCAAGAUUUUAAAGAAAUCAAAAUUUAGUGCUGCAAAAUUUUUGUUCACCUGUGUGCUAUUUAAUUAAAAUUUACUAUAGGUCCUUUCAGAAAUGUUGAUGUAAGAUAACUAAGGAAAGCAUUUUGAUCUUAAAGACCUUUUAGGGACACAGGUUUGCUUGAAGUAUUUUUUUCCAUAAUGUCACCAUGGAAAUAGGAGCCCUGUCAUUUUUUGGCAUUGUGCUCAAGUGGUCUAGACUAUAAUCAUUUAACAUGAUCAAGGAUGUGUAAGCAAGUGAUAUAAGGUAUUCCUAAGUAAGCAUUCCUUUGUUGAUUUGUAAAGAUUAUUUCUGUAAACAGUAUUGUUCUAAAAAUGAUAUCUUGCUUUAUAUGUUAAAUCAUAUGUACUUUGGGUUUUAAAACAAUAAUUAUAUUUCUGUACAUUUAACAGUAAUUAUAUUUCUGUACAUUUACCCGCUGUGAGUAGAGUGAGGAUGGGACCGUGUUCUCUAUUCAAAAUGUUUGGUCAUUUCAAGUGUAGAUAUUUUUUUUGUGUGGUUUUUUAAUGGUUACAUUUUUUUUAUUCCAUGUGGUGUAUAUUGCGUGUGUUAUAAUUGGCAUAAUAUAUAUAUACAUAUAUAUAUGCAACGGUACAUUUAUUGUCUUUUGCUGUCAAUUAGCUGUUUGUAAAUAUUUCAAUGGCUGUAAUACACAAAGAGUUUUUGAGUCUUUGAAAUAAUUGUUGUGCUAAUUCGGUUACAAUAACUUGGUUUUGAACAAACUGUAACUGAGUGAUAUGGUGAGAUUCAUUUUAUACAAGCAAAGUAAUAUUAAAUAAAUUUCCUUUCACUUUCCGGUAAUAGCAUUAUCUGAACAUGUGAUUUUCAAGCUUAUUUUAUGUGACAUGCCCACACAACUGAAUUCAUGGAAACAAGUUUAAACUUAUCUUAAAAGUUUAGGUCCCAAAAGAUAAUUUUUGAAAAUAAAUUAAAAAAAAAAAUAUUUAGUUAGUUUGUUUCAUCUUUUAAACAAAAGGAUUAAAUUCAAUAAAAAUCAAUUUCAAUUGUUGUGCUGGCCUUUUUAAACAUACCAUCUCAAGCAUUUCUGGGCAAUCCCAUCAAUUUCAAGGUGCCAUAUAUAUAUUUAUUGUUUGGCCAAUAUUUAAUCUUAAUGGUUUUAGUUUUGACUUUGCGAGCUUGUGAUUUGUUUCAGCUCCUCUGAAUAGUUUAAUGAUCUAUUAAAUAAGUGUAGUAUGAAGGUGCCUGUCUGUAGCUGUACAUUUAAUCACAAGGAUGAUGACACUCUGAUAAAAAGAUAAAAAAAUAAAGCUCACUAAAAUAGCUGCAAACAGAGACACGUUUCAUUUCAAGUUCAGACUGGUGCUGACACAGCCGCGGCCAUAUUGCGUUAUAUAUUGUUACCUUUAUCUAACUUAUUGAAAAUGUAAUUUGGAAUUAGUUACUUCAUAACUGGUUGGUUAAUUUAUUUUUUAAAAAUUCAAGUGAAUCAUGAAUGUCAUAACUUAAGAGAAACUGUUUCUAAGCUUAGCAAAAUAAAUGAGGAAAUCUCUUAGGGCUAAUUCUAAAACAAUUUUGAUAAAUUACGAAAGUGAGGAUGAAUAAAUUUAAAACAUUAUUCGUAAAAGUUACCAUCCAGGUGUUCUUUAUCAUUAAUCAUUAAAAAAAAAAAACAGGUUAUGUCAGGAAAAUGGGGUUCCUCUGGAUUUAUUAGAAGAAAGCAAAAGAACAAUUACAAAAUUUUACAUUUUCUCAUGGCACUGAAAUAAAAUGCUUCUCUCUGUGUCUGAGUACCAUGCUAGUCAUUUGCGACCAUUAGCCAGCAUUUUCAUUGAUUUUAGAACCAAAUGAAUUGUUAUGAUUGAGAAGCCCCUCAUUUUGAGUGUGUUCAAUUGAAUUGCAUUUUAAAAAUUAAUUAUUGUGAUUUUUGUAUAACCAAUUACAAGUGAAUUUCAAUUUGUUGUACAGGGCCAAAUAAUUUGUUUUAUCUGUGAUUUGCUGUAACAUUCAGUUAUGGCCAGUUGAUUUGCUGAGAAAUUUAUUUAC